AUGCGCUCAAAGCCUGUCGCACAACAUCGUCCUCCCCAGAUGCUCAUCUGGACACCCAAAUGUGCUCGCAAGAUGGCACCAGCCUCAGGAGCCAUUAUGAAGCCUCAUCGAUACCGCCCAGGAACUGUCGCUCUCCGGGAGAUCCGAAGGUACCAAAAAUCCACGGACCUUAUUAUUCGGAAAGCCCCAUUCCAACGGCUUGUCCGAGAGAUCAUUCAAGAUUAUUUGAUCGACUACCGAUUCCAGUCUUCUUCCAUUCUUGUAAUGCAAGAAGCCUCUGAGGCGUACUUGGUCGAGAUAUUCGAGUUAACGAAUCUCUGCGCCAUCCACGCCAAACGAGUCACAAUCAUGACUAAAGACAUGAUGCUAGCGAGAAGAAUCCGAGGAGAGCGUGCUUGA
Caenorhabditis remanei is the source of this 399-nucleotide messenger RNA. RefSeq lists its product as uncharacterized. The transcript has a single exon. Gene Ontology annotation, molecular function: DNA binding; structural constituent of chromatin; protein heterodimerization activity. The record is from RefSeq and is a predicted model, not a curated record. Gene Ontology annotation, cellular component: nucleosome. Bases 1 to 399 code for a protein of 132 amino acids. NCBI's taxonomy places the organism in Eukaryota, Metazoa, Nematoda, Chromadorea, Rhabditida, Rhabditidae.